AUGCUGUCUACUUUGUUUAUUUCUGCCCUGGCCUGGAGCCACUUGGCGCAAGCACAUGGAACAAUUACCAGAGUCAUUGGCGCCAAUGGUGUGGUAAUGCCCGGACUUACAGUUCUCGACGGAACUCCUCGAUCAAUCACCUCUGCUGCCAAUGGGGGCCAGGUAGAUACCAGCGUGAUCCGUGACCCGGAGCUUGGUACAAGCAAAGCCUCUGCACUUGGCCGAAGUAGCAAAGGUCCGAUCGAUCCUGCUCGAGUUAUCAAGAUAUUCAUGCAAGGUCUUUCGAGUCGAUCUCUUGCUGACACCAUCCUCGGGGGAGGAGAAGAAGCCACGAGAGAAGCCGCGUCUUUCGUUACUGGCAAUGCUGGUGCAGUUGUAAAUGGCGUGCAGGAUGCAGUCGAAGGCUCCCCUGUUGGUGGCUUAGUUCUCGAAGCUGAGCACGCAGUCAAUGGUCCCCUGAACGAUUUCUUCCAAUCUGCAAAGGGAGUUCCAUCUCCUCGUGGAUACAUCGAAGAUGGUAUUCAGAAGUUUGCUGGUGCUGGUGUCAAGUCUGGCUUGCCAACUACUGCAUCUGAUGGGACUCUCAAGUUGAUCUAUCAUCAGGUCAACGAGGACGGUGCUGGCCCCCUACUAGUAGACAUCGACUUCACUUCCGGAGGAACAGAUCCAUCGGCUUUUAAGUCUGCUUCUGUUGUUCAGAACAUCGCGGGCGUAUUGGGUUUCUCUACCGGAAGUUCGACUGACUUUCCAGUAAUUGUCAAAGUGCCGGCCGGUCAUGUCUGUUCUGGAACUGUGGCUGGGGUUUCUGGUGUGUGCAUUGCGAGGGUUCGGAACAGUGCUACUGCUGGGCCUUUUGGUGGCGCAGCAGCCUUUACCCAUGACUCCAAGGCUACAAAGGCGAAGCCGUCGAGCGCCAAGUUCCGUCACCGCCAUGUCUGA
Fusarium sp. VM40 is the source of this 939-nucleotide messenger RNA. Lineage: Eukaryota; Fungi; Ascomycota; Sordariomycetes; Hypocreales; Nectriaceae. The record is from the annotation of a GenBank genome assembly.